AUGAUGCUGGCACUCCCGCAACGGCGGCUGACGAGGGUUUUGACUAUUCUUGCCUUCUUCCUUGCACUCGCCGUUCUCAGCCAUAUCUUCUAUGCCCCCAUCGACCCCAAGGCUAUUCAAAGCAAAAUCACAUCAGGGACACCCUUCUCGAGCUCACGACCUAAACAUGACCCCAAACGUCUUCACAUACUCGUGCCGGCAACGAGUACAAAUCAUCACCUGUGUCAAUUAUUGACCUCCGCCGCCAUUCUCGGCUAUCCCGCUCCGGUCUUGAUCAAUUGGGGCGGAGCUGAGGAUGCCGACGAUUACGUCCAGCAUCUCGCAAAGGUGGAAGGUGUCCUCGACUAUGUCGAAGCUCUGCCGGAAGAGCAACAAGACGAGCUCGUCUUUAUGAUGGACGGGUUCGACGCGUGGUUCCAGCUUCCGCCGUCACUCAUGAUCAAGCGUUACUACGAUGUUGUCGACUACGCUCAACAACAUAACGCCAAGCUUUAUGGACAUGCUGCACUGUCCAAGUACAACAUCAAAGACACUGUGCUCUUUGGCCCGGACAAACUCUGCUGGCCAGGCGACGGUCGCCGAGCAGCCUGCUGGGCCGUUCCGAAUUCUUGGAUGGACGAGCGAUCCUUCGGCCCCGACACCGACCACGGCAUCACCGAGCACAAUCGCGCACGCUGGCUCAACUCUGGUACCAUCAUGGGACCUGCCCGCGAGAUUCGUGACGUCUUUGCUGCCACUCUGCAGAAGAUUCAUGAUCACCACACCACUGAUUCUGACCAAUUUUACUUCGCAAAUGUGUGGGCUGAUCAAUCUUACGCACGACGCCUUGUCCAGCUAGAAUAUGACCGUGCUCGUGGCUUGAAUAUCACCGACGCUGAAGCCUUCCUGCAUCCACCUUCACCACCCGUGGAAGAAGGACAGCCACCGCCCGAAGACGAGAAGGAAAUCCCUGAGCUCUCAGAUGAUAAGCGCAGCGAGUACUUUAUUGGACUGGAUUUCAGCUCCGAUAUCUGGCAAACCAUCGCCUUCUACGAGGACUACAUGACGUGGGUCCAGCACAAUCUGUCGAACCGCUACGUCUCCUCCUCAGCCAAGUCCAUCAACCCGGCCCACUACUUCAAACUACCCAGCGAUCUGGCCGGUCUCUCACCUCUGACGGCCCUCGCUCGCACAGGCGAUAGCUCAAGCAUCUGGGCCUCCCUGCCCGAGGCGCUAAAGUCCUGGACCACCCUGCCUCUGGCGACCAACACGGUCACCAAGACAGUGGCGCCGGUGCUACACUUCACCGGUAAAAAGGGCUAUCGUGAGCUGUGGUGGCCGCGCAAUUGGUUCUGGCCCUACCAGAAAGAAUUGUUGGCCUUGCUGCGUCAGCGCGGUGUGGCGAGCGACGGCAAGUUUCGAGAGCCACUGGCUGGCGCGUGGACGUACCGAGAGAAGACGAUGGGUUGGAUCAAAUGGGAGGAUGGCCUGUGUCAGCAGUAUGAGGAGCGGCUGAGGAGGAAGUAUGCUUGA
This is a messenger RNA of Cyphellophora europaea CBS 101466, 1512 nucleotides long. RefSeq lists its product as uncharacterized. The transcript has a single exon. Lineage: Eukaryota; Fungi; Ascomycota; Eurotiomycetes; Chaetothyriales; Cyphellophoraceae. The record is from RefSeq and is a predicted model, not a curated record. The coding region runs from base 1 to 1512 and encodes 503 amino acids.